AUGGAAAGGUGAAAUCGCUAAAAGAAAUUUUAAAGUGUUGUGAAUUAGAAAGCAUACACAUUUUGAAUAAUUAUGUCAUUCUAGAAGAACUUGAAUUAUUAGCGAUUUUUAAAGAAUUUGCACUUAAAAAAUUUCGUAACUUAAAAGUAGGAGGAAUAAUUUGA
Funneliformis geosporum is the source of this 164-nucleotide messenger RNA. The record is from the annotation of a GenBank genome assembly. NCBI's taxonomy places the organism in Eukaryota, Fungi, Glomeromycota, Glomeromycetes, Glomerales, Glomeraceae.